Molecule: messenger RNA, 810 nt
Organism: Panicum virgatum (switchgrass)
Lineage: Eukaryota; Viridiplantae; Streptophyta; Magnoliopsida; Poales; Poaceae
Exons: 2
Coding region: 1-810 (269 amino acids)
Molecular function (GO): protein binding
Source: RefSeq, a predicted model, not a curated record
AUGGCGCCGCAUCUCCCGCCGCCGGAGUUGCCCGACGACGCCGUCGCUGAGAUCCUCCUCCGCCUCCCGCCGGACGAGCCCGGCUGCUUCUUCCGCGCCUCCCUCGUCUGCAAGCUCUGGCAGCGCCUCCUCACCGACGCCGCCUUCCUCCGCCGGUACCGCCGCUUCCACCGGACCCCUCCCCUGCUCGGAUUCUUCUACACAUACGUCUUCCGCGGCAGGAUCAUCCCCUUCUUCACCCCCACCACGCCAGCCUCCCCUUUCCCCCAGCCGAUGCUCGACUGCCGCCCCUGGGGGGCAGGGGGCGACCUCACUGUCUGGGACCCAGUCACCGGUGCCCGGGAGAAGUUCUGCGAGCCCGACGUCCCGAGCGGGCCCUUCUCCGUCGCGGUGCUCUGCGCCGCCGCCGGAUGCGACCACCGCGACUGCCAAGGCGGCCCGUUCCUCGUCGUCUGGGCGUCUACGUGUUCCAACCGGCUCGCGCAUGUGUGCGUGUACUCGUCGCAAGUGGGUUCCUGGAGCACGUCCGCUUCUGUUCGCGUAGGUGUCGCAGACUUACUCAGCCUGAACCGCCCCGCCCAUGUUGGAGACGCUAUCUACUUCAUGCUUAAGAAUCAGAUGGGUGCUAGGAUCCUCAAGUACGACCUGGUCAAGCAUCACUUGUCUGUGAUCGAACCGCCGGAAUCGUGCGGCAAGUGCAUCUUCAUCGUGCCAAUUGAGGACGGUUCGCUUGGGGUUGCUGGCGUCAGGGGUUCCACCAGCCUUUACCUGUGGACUGUGGUCGAGGAAGGCAGAUUCCGGGGGAGUUGA